CUGCUUGGCGCGUGCCCGCCCCGGACACCAGCGCGAAGGCAGCCCGGGCUCAGACGAGCCUUGGCCGGGGAGAGAGGAAGAUGGAGGCGCGGGUCGUCGCUGGGAGAUUCCUGUGGCUGCUGGCGAUGUGCGCCGUCCUCUGCGUGGACACAGUCCUGGGGAAAUACGUCAAAGGCGUCGUGGACACCAAAGAGGAAUGGGUUUUCCUCACUCGCUUCUGCUUCCUCACUGACUUUGGACGCCUGGACUUCCGGUUCCGUUAUUCUAAGUCUCGCUGCUGUCAGAACAUAUUACUCUACUUUGAUGACGCCUCUCAGUGGCCAGCUGUGUACAAGAGGCCUGAAAAGAACUGCUACCAGAAAGAGGCGGUGCUGAGGCCCGAGAACAACCAGGUCAUCAACCUCACCACCCGAUACACCUGGUCGGGAUGUGUGGUGGAGGGAGACGGCGACGAGGAGGUCCUGAGCUGCGUGGGCGGCCGCAGUUUUCGCUCGGUGAGAGAGAGGUGGUGGUACAUCGCUCUCAGCAAGUGCGGGGGCGAUGGCCUGCAGCUGGAGUAUGAGAUGAAACUGACAAACGGCCAGUCUUUCUGGACGCAGCACUUCUCAGCAGACGAGUUCGGAAUCUUGGAGACAGACAUCACCUUCUUGGUCAUCUUCUCCAUGGUGUUCCUGCUCUCCUGCUACUUUGCCUACAAUUUGAAGGGGAGACAGCUUCUUCACACAACCUACAAAAUGUUUAUGACGGCCGCAGGUGUGGAGGUGCUCAGCUUGUUGUUCCACUGUAUCUACUGGGGCCUCUACGCUCGCGAUGGAGUCGGCAACGGCAGCCUGAAAAUACUCGGGAAAUUACUCUUCUCCAUCAGUUUCCUGGUGUUCCUUCUUAUGCUCAUACUGUUGGGCAAAGGCUUCACUGUCACCAGGGCAAGGAUCAGUCACAGUGGCUCAGUGAAGCUGAGCAUCUACAUGACCGUUUACACCAUCACCUACGUCAUCCUCUUUAUCUACGAAGCAGAGUUCUUCGAUCCAGGCGAGGUUCUGUACGCCUACGACAGCCCGGCCGGCUACGGGCUGAUGGGCCUGCAGCUGCUGGCCUACGUGUGGUUCUGCUACGCCGUGCUGGUCUCUCUUAAGCACUACCCCGAAAAGCAGCCCUUCUACGUCCCCUUUUUCACCACAUACACGCUAUGGUUCUUUGCUGUGCCAGUGAUGGCGCUCAUCGCUAACUUUGGCAUCCCUCGAUGGGCUCGGGAAAAGAUCGUCAAUGGCAUCCAGCUCGGCAUCCACCUCUACGCUCACAUCGUCUUCCUGGUCAUAACGCGGCCGUCGGCUGCCAACAAGAACUUUCCUUACCAUGUGCGGACAUCACAGAUAGGCAUCCUCCUGUCCAGCCCGAAAGGAGGCGAGGGGGCCGAGAGCUUCCCGCACCACGCCUAUGGAAAUGGUUCCUUCCUGGGAGACUCCCAGCCCAACUUCACAGAGCUCUUUUCCAUCCAAUCAGAUCCCGUCAAGACGGUGGAGGAGACGGUCGCCAAGAAGGUCCCAGAGGUGCCGAGGAAUAGCGAGCAGAAGAUCAUCACCACCACCGCCGCCGCUGACCUGACGGCCAUUUUGCCGCUGCCGCCGCCACCUCCACCACCAGCCAUCCCACCUCGCCUGGCCGUACGCUCGCCCCCUCUCCCCGUCCGCCUUCCGUCCUUCACCGAGUACUUCAGCAUGCAGGGAGGAGGAGGUGCGUUUGGAUCCAAGGCGUGAGACGACAUGAAGGUCAAGAUGGCGUGAGUACAAAAUAAAAGACAGCAGAGACGGACAAAGACAAAAAAAAAAAAAAGUGCGUUACAUGAAAUAUCCCGAUUGAUGGAGGGUGUCGAAGAAGCAGCAAUAAAUAUGUGAGCAGUGGAGGGAGACAGACAACCGAGUAGACGCGGUCGCAGCAAUAGAACGAUAGUCCAGCAUCACAGAUUGUAAAUAGCUUAAACCGGACAGAGCUCCCACUCUGUGUCAUUUUUCAUUCCCAGUCGGUGCUGUCAGCAUCAAGGACAAAAAUAAUGCCAUCACAUUUCACUUGUUUAGAUAUUUAUUCUGUUAUGUUUGCUCAUUUAUAUCCUUCAACGCCUUCAUCGCAGCCGGUUAUUCCGGAUGUGUCAAUGUAAAACCUUGUUUCUGCUACAAAAAUGAACUAAGAAUUGAAAAAAAAAAAAAAAAAAAAAGCAUGUUUGUAUUGUAAUAUCUGUCCAUAAAGUCUAUCCAUGCCCUACUGAUAUCAUACAAAUACCGUAUUUCCUUCAAUUAGGCAAGCGUUUAUAAAUUUGAGUGUGAUGUAAGGAAACAUGAAAAGCGCAUUUAAUAAAAAAAAACGUUAUUAUGGUCUUACCUUUACUUAUAAAUGAAGUCCAUGCGCCGCUCCGUCUGAACAAAAGCAUGGAUAACUUGUUUAUAGAAGUCUUCCUUAUCUUUCUUCACUUUUAAAAGUCUCUCUGUCUCCAUGGAGAUCUUCCUUUAAUUAUUACCUCCUGCUUCCAUUGAAAACUGUUGUUGUCACUUCUUCUGCAGCCGAGUAGUCACAGGAAGGAUCACCAUAGCGCCCCCUAGCACCGUGAGGCGGGAGUCAUUUAAUGACUCAUAUUUGACACACACAGCUAUAUUAAUAAAACAUUUUUACUCUUCUUUUUAGCAUAUUCAAUAUUGGACUUUAAAUCCUACUGAAUAGCUCUUUAUCUUCUUCCCUUUAUGCCAUUUUUAAUGAUUGAAAUGAGCCUCCUCCAUUUUGGAAAAUGAUGCCUUGAAAGGUGAAGUGUCACUCGUGACGUGACGAGUUUGACCCGGCGGUAAAACGAGACAUGCGCUAAUUAUUUUGCUAAACAAGUUUAAUUCUAAGCAUGCACUAAUUCUAAGCAUGCGCUAAUUAUUUUGCGAAACGAGUUUGACCCGGCGGUAAAACGAGGCAUGCGGAUAAUAUAUACCCGGCGGCAAUUCAAGGAAAUACGGUAUUCAUAGACUGACAAUAUAAAACCAAUUCUGUCUGGAACGCCACUUUUUCCGGUUGUAGACGUUGGUGAAUGUACUGAAGCGUAACAGCACAAAGAGUCAAAUCAUGAAGCCUUCAUUUGAGCAUUUAUCCUCUCACUAACGAGCUAUAGCAAAUAGCCCCGAACUGACGAUGUCAUUUUUUCCCCUCAAGUGGCGCUUAAUUUUUUAAAAUAUAAAAAAAACCCCUUAAAGAUAAAGUUUUAGUGAUUAAAAGUGUUUAAAUCUGAGCACAACGUUAGCGAGCGUAGCAUCAGAAACUGUGAGCUAAAAUCAAAUAUGAUUUUUUUGGACAAAUAUAAUUAAAAUAAGAGAUUAUAUGGCCUACAAGUGCGUGUCAUUUUAAGUAUGUAAGGUUGUAUUUUUGCCUCAUCCUUCACUGAAAGCCUGAGUGAAGAAUGUACUGCCCAACUGAUAAGUCCACAGAGAAAGAGAUGAUACAUUAUUAUCUACUCACAUAUGCUACCUGGUGGUUGUUUGAGCACACUGCAGCUAGUCCUGGAUAGUCCCACUCCUUAACCUCUUAAAGGCCUACUGAAAUGCGAUUUUCUUAUUUAAACGGGGAUAGCAGGUCCAUUCUAUGUGUCAUACUUGAUCAUUUGGCGAUAUUGACAUAUUUUUGCUGAAAGGAUUUAGUAGAGAACAUCGACGAU
Nerophis lumbriciformis (worm pipefish) is the source of this 3679-nucleotide messenger RNA. RefSeq names its product transmembrane protein 145 (gene tmem145). The record is from RefSeq and is a predicted model, not a curated record. Lineage: Eukaryota; Metazoa; Chordata; Actinopteri; Syngnathiformes; Syngnathidae. Gene Ontology annotation, biological process: response to pheromone; G protein-coupled receptor signaling pathway.